AUGUUUGCUCGCCACUUGCGGUUGGAAGGGGAAGGGGCGCGUGGACAUUGGGGACAUUGGGGGGUGUUCAAUGAAAUCGAUGACAGCGUCACAGAGAGGUGGGAAGGGGAGAUCGGAAGGGGACUCUGCUGCGGCAACGGAGGUCGUAUUAGGGAGAGAGCAUGCGGAAGAGGGAGAACAGAGGGCCGUAGACGACGAUGGUGUGAGUGCCGGACAAUUGGCAUGAGACGACGGCAGUAGGUAGGGGGUCAAGGAGGCAAAAGGGGUUGGUGGAGAACGGGCGCGGCACAAGGGGACGGCGCCGUCGAGAGCCAAAACGGGGGCGGGGUUAAUGCGAGGUACGGGAGGCGUGUGACUGGCAAGAAACAAGUAUCAAAACCGCAGAUACCAUUCGCCCGUCCGUACCACCCCAAAGGUUAAGUAUGCCGCGCCGACAGCCGCCACUCUUCACGCAAUCAGCACAACAGCCAGUUGUUAUCGUGUGUCAUUCUCGGUAACCUUUUGCUUCCGCCUCUGUGUUUCGCAAUUUUCCGCGCUUGCAGACUCUACCCUUCUUCCUUUGCUGGCAAACCUUUUCGUGCGAACGAAACGUUUGAAACGUUUAACACCUCUAUUCUUACCAAUAAAGACUCUUACUACACUGUACCGUACAU
Molecule: messenger RNA, 653 nt
Organism: Chondrus crispus (carragheen)
Lineage: Eukaryota; Rhodophyta; Florideophyceae; Gigartinales; Gigartinaceae
Exons: 2
Coding region: 1-240 (79 amino acids)
Source: RefSeq, a predicted model, not a curated record